UUGACUUGUUAAUCUAUUAUUUACACUUCACUGAAAGAGAUACAAAGAUUCAGAAAUAAGAAUGUGUUAUCGAUCCAUCUCAAUGUGACCCAACGUAACAGUGUUUCAUGGAUACAAAAGGCAUUGAUCCUGCAAAAAACCCGUAAUACACUUUGAUGCGUUUUAAAGUAGUCCACAACGUCAUUACCACCACUUGACACCAGAUUAGCUAGACAGCUUAAUUAGGAGUCGCGCUUUAUACAAGCCUGGCUUGCCCGACGGCCAAAGACAAGACAACUGAAUCCAAGAUCUGCGUAAGUCAAGUAAUACUGCAUUGUUUUUUCAGCAACAUUUAUAAAAUUCAAGCCACCUACUCUUCUGGCUUCUUAACAACCAGUCAAAAUGAUGAUCGCCACGGGGGCUCACAAACAUCAGCCUGCCUGACGCGUAAUGUAAAAUUUCCCUACGGCUAAGGAUCAAGAGAAUGAAUCGCCGUAUCACAUACGACGUUAUCUGGCGACUAGUUCUAUUCACAGCUCAAGCAUUUUGUGCUGUGAGUGUACAAGGAGCUCAAAACCCUCCUCACAUCGUAAUGGUGAUGGUGGAUGAUCUGGGAUGGAGUGAUGUGGGGUAUAACAAUAUAUCAGCCGUUAACACGCCAAAUAUUGACAGACUGGCGGCAGAUGGAGUCAAAUUGAUGAGUUACUACACACAAGCUAUGUGUACACCGUCGAGAGGAGCUUUGAUGACUGGGAAGUACCCCCUACACACAGGGAUGCAACAUUUUGUCAUCAACAGUACCUCACCAUGGGGGAUGCCAAGGAAUCUUCCAACUCUACCUGAAAAGUUACGCAAACUCGGGUACAGCACCAACCUUGUUGGUAAAUGGCAUCUUGGAUAUUUUGACUGGGAUUACGUUCCAACAGCUCGUGGAUAUGAUUCGUUCUUUGGCAUCUACAUGGGCGAAGGAGAUCACUGGAAUCACAGUAAAAUGGGCUACCUGGACAUGAGAAGAGGCAUGGAACCGACAUGGGAUUACAGAGGGAGACAUUCGACUGACGUCUUCACAGAUGAAGCAAUAAACAUAGUAACUCGUCACGACCAGACGAAGCCGUUGUUCCUUCUCCUGUCGUACACAGCUCCACACACCCCGUUACAGGCACAUCCACGGGACAUCGACAAGUACAAACACAUUUCUGAUGUAAAAAGAAGAAACUACUUAGCCAUGGUUGACGCUCUUGACCAGGCGAUAGAACGACUCGUGGACACCUUCAAAAAUAAAAGCAUCUGGAAUGACACCGUUUUUAUAUGGUUCUCUGACAACGGUGGCUUCCCUGGACCAGGCGGUGGCUAUAACUGGCCAUUACGGGGUUUGAAGUCCAACAUAUGGGAGGGAGGAAUCAGGGUUCCUGCCUUUGUACAUGGAUCAAUGCUUAAGAGAAGAGGAGUGAAAAUCAACGACCUCUUUCAUGUAACGGACUGGUAUCCAACUCUUAUCAACCUGGCAGGAGGAACCGUGGACGAAGACGUAGACGGGGUGGAUCAGUGGAAGGUGAUAUCCGAAGGGCAGUCUUCCAAACGUACAGAGAUUCUCCAUAACAUUGACUAUGCGCCAGAUCUGAAAGCCAUGAACUAUGCACCUCUAGGCUUUAGCUAUUAUACCGGUGCAGCGAUAAGAAUAGGACACAUGAAACUCCUACAUAGAAGUCCAAACAGUACCUGGUACGGCCUGCCGGAGAAUGGAGCUGCUCCACCUAAAAUGCUUACCAUUGACCGACUUCCCUUCAUCGAUAUCGCCCUUUACAACAUCACGRCAGACCCUGAAGAAAGGCAUGACUUAAAAGCAAAAUAUCCCGAGGUUGUUCAACAAAUGCUUGCUAGGCUGAAAGAAUACAACUCAACUGUGAUGAAAUAUCACUUGCAACCUGAAGAUCCUGAAUGUUUGAAGCUGGCGAAAAGGCUAGGGCGAUGGGAGCCUUGGAAGGAUGAAGAUUGUAUAACAUCUUCAGGAACUAUCCAUUACCCGGUAAUAGAUUAUUGCGGGCCAYGGCCGAUUGUUGGAAUUAAGACCAUUUGCGCAAUUUGGAUAGCAUUCUUAUGGACCCUACUUGGACAACAAUGAUAAGCAAAGAUGUAGACGCUUUUCGAAUUUUUUUUUCUCCAUCAAUUUUUAUUCAUUUACUUGUUAUCAUUCCUGCUUUUAAAUGUGCCUUACACAAGGUUUCGCCGGACGAAGCUAGUAUUUCCUAAUAAAAAUUUCAAAUAUUUGUAUUAUCAUUUAUAAUUGAAUAAAUAAUGAAAAGUUAA
Molecule: messenger RNA, 2286 nt
Organism: Actinia tenebrosa (Australian red waratah sea anemone)
Lineage: Eukaryota; Metazoa; Cnidaria; Anthozoa; Actiniaria; Actiniidae
Product: arylsulfatase J
Molecular function (GO): sulfuric ester hydrolase activity
Source: RefSeq, a predicted model, not a curated record